Didymosphaeria variabile is the source of this 1050-nucleotide messenger RNA. RefSeq lists its product as uncharacterized. The record is from RefSeq and is a predicted model, not a curated record. Bases 1 to 1050 code for a protein of 349 amino acids. Lineage: Eukaryota; Fungi; Ascomycota; Dothideomycetes; Pleosporales; Didymosphaeriaceae. The transcript has a single exon.
AUGUGUCCACCUGGUGUCGAUCAGACGUGUCGCACGUCUCAGCAAUGGCACUUGCUAGCACCAAGCCGCCACCAGCGUCUAUCGUUAGGUCCCAGGAAAACCCCCGAAGCGUUCUUGCGAGGAGCUGCAAUUCAAGGCGAUACAACUCUAGGUUUAUUUGACAAGCUGGCUUGGCCCUAUGCUGCUCUGUCUCAAACAACUUCGAAAGUUAGCGUGCUCGGUGAAAAUGUGAGCUUGUCGCCCAUCGAACGGCUACCUACUGAGCUUCUCGCCAUGAUCAUGGACGAUCAAGAGCUGCAGACUACAGAUGUCAUCAAUAUUGGACUAUGUUCUCGGUACCUGUGGUCCCACACGAUGCUGCACGUUAGGCGCAAUGUCAGGGAGAGUCCGCCGGCGUGGGCAAGACAGCCUUUGCUAUGCAGUGGAACUUGGUUGACCGAGCUACCUCCGGCCAUCUAUGAGCGCUACCCUGAGGAGCAGAAAAGGCAGGAAGUUUAUCAAAAGCGUGUUGGCCGUUGGUACGGCCCUUGCCCUGCUCGGGUCUGGAACUGGAAUGCCGUAUCUGUCGACGACGAAUUGAACAAGCACAUCGACAGAUCAAUUCGACAAACCUGGUUCGAUGCUUUGAAAACAUGUGUGGACAGCUCAGAUAUUUCCGGGGCGAUGCUGGAAUCGUUAUGGGAGGACAUGCUGGAAGUCUUCGCAUUAGCUGAGGACGAUAGCAGCCAACUUAUCCUGCGCAAUCUGGAUACUCGAGAAUAUUUCAGACUUUCCGUAAGGUCGUCAAUUGACCGGCACAUGCUGACGAUACUUGUCAUGGGCUCUGAGUGGCUUACCUUGGACAAAGCCUUGUUGUCCAAGAUUUGCUGGGGUACUCCGGUCCGAAAUGCACGACCUGGGGACAUGGAGUGGAAGCUGAACCAUGGUGUAUGGGCUGGUCAUACGUUCGACGUGAUCUCAGACGACACCAUCAACAUAGAUGGAUGGAAAGACGUGACGCGCACAAUCGUGGAAGACAAUCAGAUAUGGCGGACACAGCACAGGUCAUGA